Molecule: messenger RNA, 1593 nt
Organism: Penicillium argentinense
Lineage: Eukaryota; Fungi; Ascomycota; Eurotiomycetes; Eurotiales; Aspergillaceae
Product: putative actin-related protein RO7
Exons: 1
Coding region: 1-1593 (530 amino acids)
Biological process (GO): microtubule-based movement
Source: RefSeq, a predicted model, not a curated record
AUGUCUGCAACGUCUAGUCUACGCCAUAGCCAAACCGCGCGGCCCUCCUCACCCCACACUCCGCAGCAGCAGCUCCGUUCGGGAAACACCUCAUUUGCCAGCACCACGUCGCCUGGCUCAUCCUUUCGAAAUGAAGACGAUGCGAUAAUUUUCGAGAUUGGUACACGGUGGCUUCGAGCUGGCUUCGAGGGCAAUGGCACACCAAUCUGCGUGAAGAGGUUCGGGCCCGAGGAAUCGAGGAGAGUGGCAGACUACCGAGGAUGGAUUCGGGGCGAAGCAGGCGCUGGCCCACUACUCAAACCCAUGAAUGCGGAGGACUGGGUCCGGGAAUAUGAAUUGUGGCAAUCUGACCUCAGGAAGGCUGACCUAGGACUGAUUGAGGACAAGAUCGAGCGCGUCUUUCGUGAAACCUACAAUCAGUACCUGUUAACCGAUGCAGGCACGUCCCGGCUCGUCCUGACCCUGCCAGCCCUCAUGCCUCAUCCGCUGCUAUCGUCGCUCCUUUCCACGCUCUUCAGUCGCUGGCGUUUCCCCAGUAUCACCCUUCUUUCGAGUGCCACCAUGUCCGCGGCGGCGGGGGGUCUACGGUCUGCUUUGGUGGUUGAUCUUGGAUGGGCUGAAACUACAGCAACGGGGAUAUACGAAUACCGAGAGGUUGUUACAAAACGGAGCACAAGAUCUAUGAAGUCGCUCAUGCAGGAGAUGGGGCGUUUCCUCUCUGGACUGGCUUCUGGCAGCACCCAGGAGGAUACUUCAGAUGAGGAUAUUUCUGUGGGAUUCACAUAUUGCGAGGAAAUCGUGAGCAGAUUUGCUUGGUGCAGUCCCGAAGCAGGAGAGAGUGAAGCGCAGUCAGAAACGGAACGCGAUAUCUCGAUACCUUCGCCCAAAAAUCCGGAGCAUGAGUACACAGAAUUGCCAUUUUCUCGCUUGGCAGAUCCCGUGGAAAAGGUUCUUUUUGCACUAGGAACCGCAGAGAAUGAGCUGGAUGAUGAAGAAAAAUCGAUCCCUCUGCUUGUUUACAACACUCUACUCUCCUUGCCGCCGGAUGCGCGAGGAACUUGUAUGGCUCGCAUCGUUUUCGUCGGGGGUGGAUCUCGGAUCCCUGGAUUGCGCCAGCGGGUUUUGAAUGAUGUCCAGAAGUUGAUUGAUCGACAUGGAUGGAGCCCCAUUCGUGGCCAAGCUCUUGAACGACAGCGACAGCGUAUGGAAGAGUUGAAAAUUUCUUCGCAGAAGCGUACCCAAACCCCUGAAGCGAAUGGAGACAACACUCCCUCAAACGAUGAUUCAAAACCCGAUCCUUCGAAAGAAGAGCCAGAGCUUGAUUUCGUCGAACAAAAGCUGCGCCGGCAAAACAAAGACACACCGAUUCCUGUGCAAGGAAUUUUGCGUGAAGUAGAGUCUCUCGGGGCUUGGGCUGGAGCCAGUCUGGUUACCAGCCUGAAGAUCCGUGGAAUGGUUGAGAUCGAACGAGAGAAGUUCCUGCAGCAUGGGUUGGCUGGCGCGACUCGAGACCUCGAGCAGCCUAUUCCCGAUCGUCGAUCUGGACUCCGAGCGGGCGACCGGUCGAGCUGGACUCUCGCUGGAUGGGCAUGA